Molecule: messenger RNA, 2396 nt
Organism: Sphaeramia orbicularis (orbiculate cardinalfish)
Lineage: Eukaryota; Metazoa; Chordata; Actinopteri; Kurtiformes; Apogonidae
Exons: 10
Coding region: 26-1483 (485 amino acids)
Source: RefSeq, a predicted model, not a curated record
GGGAUAAAGAAACAUACGCAGCACAAUGUCGAAGGCAAGUUUUGAAAGACACUGGAAAAAAGACCUAACGUGCAUCCUGGAGGAGCUGACGGAUGAUCAGUAUCAGAAAAUGUUGGAAUGUUUGGACAACAUCCCUCAACAGAAGAAAAGUAGCGUUAAAAAAGCAGAGAUGCCCAAAGUCAUCAUUGAGCACCUGGGAGUAAACGAUUCCAUCCUCGCCAUCUGUGAGGCUAUGGAUCAGAUUCCGAGGAAGGACACGAGGGUCCAGGAACUGCUGCGCCCUUUUGUGCACAGAGUUGAAAAUAAACAACAGAAGAAGAGAAAGAAGAUGAACGGGACCCAUGACAGUGACUCAAACGAAUCAGAGGAGGAACUGAAGCCUGUAGCCGGGAAGAAGAGGAAACGUGAAAAUGACUCAAAUUUAUCAGAGGAGGAGCAAAAGUCUACAGCUGGACAAGAAAAGAGUAAAGUGGAGACUGAUUCUGAUUCCACAGAGGAGUCUUCAGUUGAGGAACAGACAAAGUGCCAACCUAAAAAGGAGGAAAAAAAGCCGUCAUGGAAAAUAUCAAUUUAUGAUAUGAUCUCCAGCAGUCAAAAUGAAACAAAAAAACCCAUAGCUGGAAAAGUUCUUCAAAAAUCUGGUCUGCGCAAAUACGACACAAAAAUCAAGCAGGGAAAGUUUUUCUUCUACCUUGGGAUCGCUGAUGAAACGGACUGCUACAAAGUGAUGGUGUAUGGAAAACAGAAGUAUGACAAAUAUGAGGAGGGGAAGUGCUACUCGUUCAGAGAUAUAAUUGUGGACAGGGAAUGGAGUGUCUUCAAAGUUACCAGACGGAGCACAAUAUCAAAGACGAGCGCUAUUAACGUCCCAGAAGACAUCCAAGUGAAAGCCCAGACGCUCCUUUACCCCCAUGCUCCAGUUUGCUCCAUCGCAGAUAUCAAAGCAUCCUCGGAAAACACACCAGUGAGUGUUGACGGAGUUAUAAAAAAGAUCAAUGCUGCUGAACGGGUUGAUGUGGAGAAACAACAGAGGAAGACAAGAAGGCAGGAGUUCUGCCUCAGCGAUGGUGAAGAUUCAAUAUUCAUCAGCCUGUGGGGUGAACACAUCCAACAACUCCGUGGAAAAUCUGAAAGAGACUCUGUCAGGGUGACCAACGUGAAGACCAAACACUACUAUGGAACGACCACACUGAACUCCACUUUGUACACCAGAAUUGUCACGGUCCAAAGUGCACCGGUUCAAAAUGUCUCCAUUGAAAUAGUCGGUGUCAUAAAGGCGGGUAAGCUGAAGACUCACCUGGAGGCAGAGUUGAAUGAAGAGGUGCAGACGUUGGUCGUAGGAUCGAAACAUCUGGCGGCAGCAUUUGGAAUCACACUGGACGAAAACUUUGAAGAAAAGCUCCUGGAAAGAAUCCCCCUCUCAGCAAAAGCAGAAAUAAAAGGAAGUAAAAUAAAUGCAAUUACAGCCACUGAAAAUGUGUAGCUUCUGGAUUAGAUUGGGUUUACGCAUCCACCAUGAAAAAUCCCUCCUGUAAACUGAUAAACAUGUAUAACUCACACUUGUAUCUGUCAUAUUACAGUAACAAUGUGUGAAAGUGCAUUCACAGAAUCAAAGACCUGUACAUAGAUAAUACAUUUGCUAGUUUUGACAGCUUUCUAAAAAAUAUUCUUUAACUAAUUCUCAUUUUUAUUGCUAUUUACAAAUCAGGGACUUUGUACAAAAGAAAUUUGCCAAUUUUCCAAAUCUGCCCCCUCUAUCCGGUUUGGAUAAUGUCCCAGAGGUCAAUAUGAUGGACAAAGGCAAAGUGUCAAUGAUUUAUGCUCGGAUUUUGGAGGCUCCGAGUCCGUCUGUAUCUCACCUUCAUGAACAGUGGGAAAGUGACAGGGAUGCCACUCUCAGACAAGGAGUGGGACAUGGCGCUUCUUAGGGUCCAUUCCUCCAUUUGUUCAUGACAUUCCUUAAUUCAAUUCAAGAUUUUACAUAGAUUGCAAUUCUCUAAAGUUAAACUUGCAAAAAUAUUCCCCGAUAUAAACCCUAUCUGCGACAGCUGCAAGCAGGCCCCAGCAACAGUAUACCACAUGCUAUGGUCCUGCUCCAAAGUUAUGCCCUUAUGAAACUUUUUUUGAUUUCAUUUCCAAGGCAUAUGGGUGUCGUAUUCAGCCAUCUCCCCUUACUGCUAUUUUCGGUCUCAUUUCAUGCACAGAUGACUCAGUUCCUUCAGCUAACCUAAAAAAGUUGUGGCCUUUGCAUCUUUACUAGCUAGGGGUACCAUUGUCUUCAAAUGGAAGGACUCAUCACCUCCAACACAUGAUCAAUGGAUUAGAGACAUCAUGCUUAAUAUAUAGUUAGAACAAAUUAGGUGCACCCUAAAUAACUAUCAAUAAAUUUUACAAAA